AUGGAUUUAGAGGCCCAUUUUCGUUGUUGCCAUGCUUUGAUCAAUCUCUACCAACUGGAUUCCCAGAAACUCAUUGAAAUAUUCGAGCGAAAAUUUUUCCACCAGUUGUCUUAUCUCACUUCUGGCGGCCAACGAAUGCCAGAAACGGUCAGGUACGAGUGUAUUCUGGACAUCUUGGAGUUCACCGAGUCCAUGUUGAGUGAUGAACGCAUCGUGAACCAACUGAUUGCCAUGACAUUUGGAGCCAUAAGAUAUAAUGAUGAGGCAGAGGAGGAUGAAGCUGGAGAGACAUCAAUGGAAGUUAGUUUUGUUCCAGCUAGUAAAUCAGGCAUUGAGGCAUUGAAGAAGGUUUCUGGUUUGGGCUGUGAAUGUGUGAUUUGCCUUGGAAAUUUUGCCAAGCAAGCUAAUGGAGACUGCAAUGUUCAGUGGCCGGAGAAGAGUCAUUUGUGUCCAUUCGAAGACAUUUUGCACUUUAAUCUUUGA
Molecule: messenger RNA, 483 nt
Organism: Durio zibethinus
Lineage: Eukaryota; Viridiplantae; Streptophyta; Magnoliopsida; Malvales; Malvaceae
Source: RefSeq, a predicted model, not a curated record